UGAAUGUUUUACAGGUUCUAGAGCUGUUGAUGCUCUAUUGGAAUCAACAUUUGCAACAAAUGAGGAUCCACUUUUCAAAUCCAGAGAGGAAAUAUGUGAUUAUCUUCACAUAAUGCUGACACAUAAGUUUUUUCAUAGAGCACGUAAAGUUCCAGUUGAUGAACAAGAAUUGAAAAGCAAGAAAGGAAAGAAGAAAGAAAAAGAGAAGAAGGACUCAGGUGAUGAGGAGAAAAAAGAAAAAGAUAAAGGAACAGAUGCUGAAAGUAGUGUUGUUGAGGGAAACAAAGAACAAAAACCAGAAAAAGAAAAGCGCAAGAAAAAAAUCAGAUUGGAAAUGCAUAAUGAUCAAAGAUUUGUUGACACUUUAGAUGCUUAUGUUUGGAUAUACGAUCCUAUUCCCUUCCAUUAUUGGAUAAUUGGUACUUUAUUGGUGUUGGGUGCUAUAGGAGUCUGCCUCUUUCCAUUAUGGCCUCCAUCUGUAAGGUUAGGGGUGUAUUAUCUGAGCGUGGCCGCAGCAGGAUUUUUGGUAUCAAUUAUAAUUUUAGCGGUUAUUCGGCUCAUAAUAUUUUGUUUGAUAUGGAUACUGACUAUGGGUAAACAUCACUUGUGGAUCUUACCAAAUUUGACAGAAGAUGUUGGAUUCUUUGCAUCAUUUUGGCCCCUUUAUACAUACCAGUAUAAAGGUGACAAAACCAGUAAAAAGGGGAAGAAGAAAAAGAAAGAUAAGGAUUCUGAUGCAGAAGAAGAAGGUGAAGAACUUAAAGACAGAUCUGACAAAGAGUCUGUACCUUCCAAUUCAGGAGUUGUUGAAGUUGACGAAACUGCUGCUGGUACAGUAAAUGAUCAAAGUCCAGUAGAUAAUUUGAAUGCAUCGGAGAGCGAAAGCGAAUCCAGUCAGAGGUCAAGUACAGGAAAAGAUUUCGAAAUGGUAGACCAAGAAGAUUUGGAAUCUUAAGGUCAUCUCUCGAUGAAUCAGAGUAUAGUUUGAAUUUUCUUAACUUUGCACAUUUAAAUUAUGGUAAGGAGUACCUUCCUGAAUAGUUGUGCUACAUUAAAAUAGUUGUCCAUUUAUUUUCAUAAAAAUGGGUCUCUAUAAAAGUGGUGAUCUUCCCUUCUUAGUAUAAUUUAUAUUUAUUUUUUACAGUGUGGUUUUUUGUAAAUAGUUUGAAUAAACAAUAGAGAGGUAUUGUAGUUUUAGAAUCAUUUAAUAUUGGGCUUAGGAAUGCAUUUUAUUUUUCUUGAAUAUCUUUAAGUUUUGUUGGUUCAAUACCUCACAAAUGAGAUUAGGGUCACUGGAUUUUAUCAUAUUUAUAUAUCUUUUUUCUGAUUGGUGCUAAUAAAAUAUUUCAAAUGUUUGCUAUGAAGUCAUUUAUUAUCAAUUGUUGCAUUUAAUAGUUGUAUUAUUCCCACAUGAUAUAUUCUACAUAAUAAAUAUAUUGUACAUAUUA
This is a messenger RNA of Leptinotarsa decemlineata (Colorado potato beetle), 1448 nucleotides long. RefSeq names its product Translocation protein 1 (gene Trp1). Gene Ontology annotation, cellular component: endoplasmic reticulum; endoplasmic reticulum membrane. Lineage: Eukaryota; Metazoa; Arthropoda; Insecta; Coleoptera; Chrysomelidae. Gene Ontology annotation, biological process: post-translational protein targeting to membrane, translocation. The record is from RefSeq and is a predicted model, not a curated record.